Diplodia corticola is the source of this 1587-nucleotide messenger RNA. RefSeq lists its product as uncharacterized. The transcript has 3 exons. The record is from RefSeq and is a predicted model, not a curated record. NCBI's taxonomy places the organism in Eukaryota, Fungi, Ascomycota, Dothideomycetes, Botryosphaeriales, Botryosphaeriaceae. Bases 1 to 1587 code for a protein of 528 amino acids.
AUGCCGCUCCUCAACCUCCGCGAACUGCUCGCGUUCCCGGACGGCAACAAUGCGACCGACACGGUAAUCAAUGGCAUACACUUCAACCUGACUGCUCUUGAGCAUUUCAACUACACCAUAUACGACAAUGGCACUAUAUCGAACGCAUCGCGAUGCUACCUGAUCUUCAACAAAUAUCAACCCGUCAUGAUGUCCAACGGUAGCUGGAUCAACGGCACCUCCUGCUAUCUUCCCUACUACCGCAUUCACGCACGCGGCGGAGCCGGCAUUGGGUUUGCUUGUAUCUUUGGAGCAAGCAUCAUGUUCACUCUUAUCAAUCUCCGAAAGCACGGGAGGCUGUUUCUGCGUGAAGACAAGAGGUUCAGGGUGAUCGGAAGACGAUGGCAAUGGUACUGGAUGUGCUUUGUGGCCGCAUGCGGCAUGAUCAGCACUAUCGCAAGUGUUGAUGUGGAUCGUUUCUACCUACAGGGCCUCCCUAUCAUUCUGCAAAGCUUCUUCUACACCCUGAUGCUCCCGGGAACCUUGGCCAUGGUCUGGGAAGCUGUGAGACACUGGGGCUCUUGGCAAGAGAGGCAAAUCUACGACCGAGACCCGUUCCAUCUGCCCCAGGAUGACCGGCGUAGCAGGGUCGAAUUCUACCUCCCCUUGGUCUUCUACAUGUUUGCCUGGCUGAGCUUCUUCAUGGAAAUUCCUCGUUCCUGGACCAAGCUUCAAUAUCAACGCUCUCCUUGGCAACAGUCUCAUUAUGCCGAAUCCUCGGCGACCGAUGCGCGCUUCAAAGCAGCUGCCGUCCUCUCGGUGAUGGCUUGGAUUGUCACAAUUGUGUCACUUCAUCAUUCACUGCACCACUAUCGUCCCAAGCCUGAGAGCGGCGGUGUUAUGGCCAGGAUCAACAGUUUCUGUGCGUACUGUCCGACCAAGCUGUUUCUGGCUCUGAACAUACUGGCUAUUCGCCUUGCAUACGCUCUGGCUUCGGCUUGGAUUUGGGACAUCAGCCUGCUGAAGUACGAUGUGCAACCCGGGUGGCCGUACGGACUCGGCUAUGGAACUACGAUCCUGCUGCUGAUUUUGUUCAACGUCUUUGGAUACAUUGAUGCCAAUGAGGAUAAGCUGAUCAUCGAGCAAAGAAGAGAGCGAGGCCACGCGGCAGACGCGGAGCUUGGAAUUACCAUGAAACCAUCUUGGUGGAGGAAGGCACAGGGCGACUUACAUCUGACACCAGAACAACACUUACGCGCUCUCGCUAGUCAAGGCCCUGAAGCAGACCGGCAGGGGCGUGACCUAUCCCCUCCGAGUGCAAAUGUGGAACUCGGCGAUAUGAGCAGGAACCCUCCGGCUUACUACGACGUUCCGAGUAAUGGCCAGAUGCGCAACCGAAGCCGUCAGAGAGCAGACAAUGCAUCCGAGGACCCGUUCCGCGAUCCUCACACCACCGGAGACGGGGAGAGCCGGCACCUGCGUAGAGCUGACAGCGAUGAUAAUGAGAGCACUGCGACUGGCACCACCGAGCGCACUGGCAUGACUGGUGAAACCCUUGCGGAGAAUUAUCCUCCUCCGCAAAGAGUGCGCAGCAUGCUCGACAUUUGA